GUUUACGAGACAUGGGUUUAAUCCGAAAAAGUUUAUAUUACGGACUAAAUUCAAGAAUAUAUACCGGUAACAAUUUUUGUAUAAAUUGUAGAAGAGCUAAAAGUUCGGCUGAAGCAAAAACGAAAACUUAUUCACAUACAAUUUUGUUUCCGAAAACCCUUUUUCCGGCUAGAUCUAACAAUGCUAUUAAAGAAGAGGUUCAAAAGAUGGCUCAGUUUGCAGAACUUUACACAUGGCAACGAGAAAACCUAAAAGGUCCUGAAUUUGUUCUUCAUGAUGGACCUCCAUAUGCAAACGGCGACUUACACAUGGGACAUGCUGUUAAUAAGAUUAUAAAAGACAUAAACAACAGAAGUCAAAUAUUACAAGGCAAUAAAGUACAUUAUGUCCCAGGUUGGGAUUGUCAUGGACUUCCCAUAGAAUUGAAAGCUCUACAAAAAGCCAAAAAUUCAUCAAAAAAUGUCUCAUCACAGGAGAAUAUCCGACAAAUUGCGAGAGACUUUGCGUUAGAAACAGUAGCAAAGCAGAAAGCGGCGUUCCAAAGUUGGGGUAUAAUGGCUGAUUGGGAUACAUGUUAUUUAACUUUAGACAAGAAAUAUGUACAAAAUCAAUUGAGACAGUUCUAUAAAAUGUAUAAGUCUGGAUUGAUAUUUCGUGCAUUAAAACCUGUUUACUGGUCACCAUCAUCAAAAACAGCCUUAGCUGAGGCAGAAUUGGAAUAUAAUCCACAGUUUAAAAGCAAAGAGGUUUAUAUCAAAUUCCCAAUGGAUACAGUACCUGAAGUUGCUAGUAAUUUCUCUGGUAAGCCUAUCUCAGCUUUAGUAUGGACGACCACACCUUGGACCCUAAUCGCAAACAAAGCUAUAUGUUAUAGUGCAAACUUAACAUAUAGUAUAGUUACAUUAAAUAACAAGCCAGAUGAACUGUUUGUAGUCGCAAGUGCUCAGAUUGAGUGUUUGAGAAAUAUAUUAGGCGUGGAAAUUGAGAAAUUAAUUGAUUUUGAUGGUAAAGAACUAAAAGGUAUGUAUUACAAGAGUUUGCUUACAUCAGAGAAGUUGCCAUUCUUGGAAGCGAGUCAUGUGACGGAGGGCAAAGGGACAGGUUUGGUUCACACUGCGCCUGCGCACGGCCCUGAUGACUUUCUAGUCGCUUUGAAGAAUAAUAUGCCAGUGGAGUGCAAUGUAGACGAAUCAGGCCGUUAUAUAAACUUGGACAAUCGUUUUAACGGUCUCUACGUACUCGGAGAUGGUCAGGACGCGGUUAUCAAUGUUCUAGUAGGUUCUAUCGUACAUCAGAGUGUGUACGUACAUUCUUAUCCUCUGGACUGGAGAACGAAGAAACCCGUCAUCAUCAGAGCCAGCCAGCAAUGGUUUAUUGAUACUGCCGCUUUGAAGGAUAAAGCUUUGGCAGGUCUAGAUAAAGUGGUACUUCUACCGCCGUCUAGCGCGGGCCAGUCUAGACAAGGCUUCCGCGCGCAGUUAGAGAAACGCCCCUAUUGGUGCAUAUCUCGUCAGCGGGCGUGGGGCGUGCCCAUACCAGUCUUGUAUAGCGGAGAGAAGGUUAUCGUGGAUGAUGGCAUCAUAGAAAAGUUAUGCAGUUUGAUUGAAAGCAAUGACACGGAUGUGUGGUGGACUUGUGACGUCAGAGAUCUGAUACCAGAUGACGUCAGGAAUAAAUAUAAUUUGGACAAUCAAGAAGUUACUAAAGGAAAUGACAUAAUGGACAUCUGGUUGGAUUCCGGUUUAUCCUGGCAGACGCUGGACGGCAGACGAGCUGAUCUGUAUUCAGAAGGUGUUGACCAGCUCACCGGUUGGUUCCAAGCGUCGUUGUUAACUUCGUUGGCGUUAACAGGAGAAGCGCCUUAUGAAUCAAUUUUCGUACACGGCUUCGUAGUAGACGAGAAAAAACGAAAAAUGUCCAAAUCUAUUGGAAAUGUAAUAGAUCCUUAUACUAUUAUUAAUGGAGAUAAAAAACAACAAGGUUAUGGUGUGGACACUUUGAGAUGGUGGGUCGCCAGCCAUUCUACUCAACAUUCCCAAAUCGUAAUCAGCAAGAAACUUCUAGAAGAUUGUCAAAGUGAGGUUAUAAGAAUUCGCGCCAUUUUCAAAUAUCUUCUAGGAGUUGUCAGUGAUAUGGACAAAGGUAACUUCACCUUUCAGCCAAACUUAAAUUACUUCGAUCAAUAUAUUAUUAUGGAAACAUACAAUUUUCUUAAACAAAUUAAUGAUCAUUAUAAUAAUUUCAGAUAUAAUCAUGUAGCUCAAACUAUUUUAUUUUUUAUUAGUAAUAAAGUCUCUAGUUUGUACUGUCAUUGUAUAAAAGAUAGGUUAUAUUGUUCCGCGAAAGAUUCCAACCAAAGACAAUCCGCUCAAUUAACAAUUCAUACGAUUUUAGUUGCUUUGUUAAAAGCAAUAGGGCCUAUUUUACCACAUUUAGUAGAGGAAGCAUGGCAACACCAUCCUUUGUAUAAGAAACCAUUUUAUUUCACCAAAGAAAUCCCGAUGUUGCAAUACAAAGAUGUUGAUACGUCACUAAUGGCCGCCAUUUUGGAAAUCAAAAGAGACAUCUGUGUGAUAAACAAAAAUGAGAAUUUAAAAAAGUUUGAUUUGAAUUUGGAAUUAAAUUCAGAUUUGUUUAGUAAAUUGAAAAUUUUGAAUGUUUCUGAUGGUAUUUAUGAUAGCGUGUUAGCAGAAAUUCUGGAAGUUUCUUCCGUUAGUUUAGAGGUUAGUAAUGGCGGGAACCCUUGGCAUAUUGAAUUGUCAAAGAGUAAAAAUAAUCAAUGUUUAAGAUGUAGAAAAUAUAAUGUUAAUAAUGACAGUGAUAAAUGUUUACGAUGUGAAAAUGUUUUAUCCGCUUGAAAUAAUUAAAAAAAAAGUUCUACAGUUACUUAAUUUUCUUUUGAGUAAAUAUUUUGUUUUUAAUGCACGACUCAUAGAUUCCUUUAGAUAGAAAGAUGUGUUUGCGCGCGCGUUGUAGUCUAGAACACUGGGAGCUAAAAAGGGCGAACGUCUGGCGCCGUAUAUUAUCGACCUCAUCACUUGCUUUUGAGGAUUACGGCGAUCGUUAAGACGCCAUUAAAAAUCUUAGCUACCUGGUCGUUUUCGUUUAUUUUGACUUGCUUGAACAUUUCGCGUAUAUCUGUCGAGACAGUGAUAUCAUUUUUCCUAAAUCUGUACAGUACACCGGGUAAGUCGGAACUGUCGAGCAAAAAAUCGUUCAGGCAGACCCUUUCCCCCAGAGUUUCACCGUCGCAUCGAAGACUAGACUGGUUUGCCCCGGUUUGUUCUUAUUCGUGACGGCGAAAUUAGGCAGGUAACCACACCUCGGGUUAUUCUGUCCCCACUGCUAGCCGAGCGUAACCUUUUACGAGUAGGUUUUCAAUUUGCUCGGUAUAUGCUAUCUUGAACGAUCGCGACUUGUCCAACUUCUCGCAGGGUGGCAUUCUAACGUCGUGUCUUUCCACGGGAGUCGGACAUAGUAUCGACCAUAGAUCUUACGCUUCGUAUUGCUAAAUGUGUUUAAAACACGUUCUUUUAAGGUUUCUAACCGUGUUUUAACAUAAGACGGUUUUGAUAAAUGCUCCCUCGGUGACUAUUUGUGAUUUUUAUACAUUUUGUCAAUGUUGAUUUGAGUAACAUAUUGAAUCUUAAGUAACUGUAACAUUAUAAUUAAUCUCAACAGAGCAAAUUUUUUGAAUCACAAGUAUUUUUAAGCAAGCAAAGCUAAUUUUAUAAAGAAUUUUAAUUUCAACAAGGAAAUGUAUUUGAACAAGCAACAAAUUUUAUAAAUUCAAUCGUUCAGACAGACCCUUUCCCCCAGGCUUCCGCCGUCGCAUGGAAAACUAGUCUGGUUGUCCCCGGUUUGUUCGGAUUCGUGACAGCGUGCGAUCAGCUCGUUACAAUGUCUGAUACGUAUCUUUCGCGAUAUAAUUAGGUGCCAGUUGUCCACAUCUAAUAAUAACUUAAGCUUCGCGUUUGAAACAGACGCCCUUUGGCAAAUCACGUAGAUGGCAACUCUUAAACAGUCGUUACUCACUGUUUUACACCCUGGAGACUAAGCUCUUUACUGUCCUCGCUUUUAUUCCGUGCGACUCGUGUUGUCCUUUCCCUCUGGACUUGACAUCCACGAUACGGCUAUUCGGGUGAUUGUCUAUUGUCGUUAUCUACCUUGCCAAAUGUUCGUCAAUCAGCGAUAUAGUCGAACUUUCGUCAAGAAGCGCUUAAGUGGCAAUCUCUGUACCCUCCGGUCCGCGUUUUAAUACCGGGCACACCUUUAGCAAUACCGAACCGCUUGUCGCCGCUGUUGAUGCGACGAGAGCAGUUUCUUCGGUUGUGUUGUCUUCUUGUGUCAUCGGUGACGCUCUUACGGCGUGUAGCCUUUCGUGGUGUCGGCGCCUGCAUUUGUUGACACCGCAUCGCUUUUCUUUACAACAAUCGACGAUGCCGACUGCGUAAGCAGUUGAAGCAGACUUUGUUUUUUCCCCACGAUUAUCUUUCACGCUCAUAUUUGCGAGUUUUAAAAAAAUAUUGUGAUCAUGUUUUAUCACUUUACACUGGCUUUUGAAGUGUCCAUAUUUGUUGCAAUUAAAGCAACGAGGGCCUUUUCCUUUUGGCUUUUUGUAAUAAGAGUCCUGUCUAUGUUUGUAUAAAAGGCGGUGGAAUCAGGCUAUCUCUUGUAGAAGUUUUGUUUUUGCAAAGUCUGAUGUAUUAAUGGCGGAACUUUCGAGACCCAUUAUCAUUGGUUUAUAUUCUUCUGGUAAACCUGCUAGCCAUGAGUGUUGUCGCGUUAUUUUUAUUUCUAGGCCAAAAAAAAAAUCAAAACAAUAUAUAUUAAAAAGUAAAAUAAAAUAAAAAUGAAAUUGAGAAAGGGGUUCCGCUAUGGUCUGUUUUGUUUCCCUUUUGAGAUGCUACCGCCGCUCCUUGGAAGUUUUCUUGAGUAUCCGACGGUGAGGUCAAAAGCCAGCCAUCGGUUUUCACUGUCGUCGUCUAACUUCAUACGCCACGUGCGUGCGACACCACUCGUCGAUGUUAUUAUCAAGGUAAGUUUUUCUAUCAAGUUCACCGUUCGUUUCUUUUAGUUUUACGAGUUACUCAGAACACCCACGGGUUUGUAUCUAGUAUUUUUCCACGAGGGAAACAAAAUUUCUUCAAGGCAAGUCAGCAUGACAGACCUGUCUCAUUUUAACAGCUGACAAUGACAGCUCUAAAAAAAUGUAUGGCAGCUGCACUUUUAUUUAUUUAAAUAACGUAAGAUUUGUUCAGUGAUGUAUUUAUGAAAUCCCGUAGUAAGCCCGGAGUCUUCAAAGGCAUUGCGCUAAUUUGUCCAAACCUUCUUUGGAUUUAUUUAUUUAUUUUCAAGCAAGACCAACUGCUGUUUAUUACAAAGCAGGUAGUACAAAGUAAUUAAUCUUACAGCUAACUUAGGUCCUCACUAAUAGAAAAGUUAUACAAAAAUAUUUUUGCGGGAAUCAACAAUAGUAAAACGGAAAAAUGACACAGAACAAAAAACAAGGUUUUUGCAUUUUUAAAUGGAUGUAAUUUAUUAGAUCCACGAAUAAAAUAAUUUAAGACUUUGCUCUUGUAUCCUUUAUGUCGACAUCGGUAACCGGAUCUACACACUCCCACAGAUCCUCGAGCUCGAGAUAAGAUUUCACUGCGUGUUGGGAACAGCCAUUGUUCUCGGCAUUGGCGUCGGUGCGUGAAGUACGAAGUAUCCAAACAUGAUGCUGCUCUUCUCUUUUCAACAUAAUGAAAAUACUUUUAUGAGUCGUCACAUUUUUAUUUAGGUACUAGCUGUUCCCGUGCUGCUUCAUCCACAUAGAG
Papilio polytes (common Mormon) is the source of this 5822-nucleotide messenger RNA. It is a transcript of the gene IleRS-m, whose product is annotated as isoleucine--tRNA ligase, mitochondrial. Gene Ontology annotation, molecular function: aminoacyl-tRNA deacylase activity; ATP binding; isoleucine-tRNA ligase activity. Gene Ontology annotation, biological process: isoleucyl-tRNA aminoacylation. Bases 12 to 2858 code for a protein of 948 amino acids. The transcript is spliced from 13 exons. Lineage: Eukaryota; Metazoa; Arthropoda; Insecta; Lepidoptera; Papilionidae. The record is from RefSeq and is a predicted model, not a curated record. Gene Ontology annotation, cellular component: cytosol.